Messenger RNA from Leptinotarsa decemlineata (Colorado potato beetle), 1860 nucleotides. RefSeq names its product facilitated trehalose transporter Tret1. The record is from RefSeq and is a predicted model, not a curated record. Gene Ontology annotation, molecular function: transmembrane transporter activity. Gene Ontology annotation, cellular component: membrane. NCBI's taxonomy places the organism in Eukaryota, Metazoa, Arthropoda, Insecta, Coleoptera, Chrysomelidae. Gene Ontology annotation, biological process: transmembrane transport.
CACAUAAAUACAUACGUCAACUAUGUUCAAUAACAGUGACUUUGAAAAUAAAGUGAACUAUUAAAGAUGAAUUGUCACCCAAAGUAAAUAAGUUAAUUAGUACCUACAUGAGCAGAUAUUCAGACAAUGCCAAGAUAUACAAACUUAUCAUAUUGUUUUAUGAACUUUGUCAAACAAACUAUAAAAUUAUAAUUAAUACUUCUAGUAAGGGUCUAGUGACGUGAUUCAAGGAAGAGCAGAGAUUGGUUCCUCUAGGAAAGUAUCGAAAAAAUGAAUACGAUCACAUUUCAUUGUUAAACACACUGGGAAUCGGGAAUCAUUGUGGAGAUGGAUCCAGAGAAGGAUGUAGACGUUAGAAGUGAAGAACAAAAAUAUUUAAUGGAUGAUGGAGUUUUCAUAAUAUCCAAAAAUGAACGAAAUGACGUUACCAUCACGUGGCGAGACACUUUGAAACAGAUUUUAGCAUGCUGUAUAGCAAAUACCAUAGUUAUUCAGGCUGGAGUUAAUAUGGCCUUCAGCGCAGUUUUACUUCCACAGUUGAAUGGGACCAAGAGUGAUAUAAAUAUAUCCAAAUCACAAUCCUCCUGGAUAGNAAGUAUCGUAGCAAUAGCAUUGCCGCUAGGAGCUUUGGUAGUUGGACCAUUGAUGGACAGAUAUGGUAGAAAAAAAGUGUGUUUCCUAGCAAGCAUCCCUUUCACAGUUGCGUGGGUAUUACAAUACUACGCAAACUCCGUUUGGCACAUAUACUUGGCGAGAAUUAUAUCAGGAUUUAGUGCAGGAUUAACUACAGUAUCUUUGGUUUAUGUUAGUGAAAUCUCCCAUCCUGAAAUGAGACCGAUGUUAUUGAAUUUGAAUAGCGUUUUCGUUGCCUUUGGAAUACUUUUAACGUGCCUUUUUGGAUUAUGGUUCAACUGGAGAACAAUGUCUUUUCUUUAUUUUUGUUUUGUCGUGUUGAUAUCAGCUCUUAUUUUGAUCAUUCCUGAAAGUCCUCAUUGGCUGACAGUUUUCAAGAACGAUCCCCAAGGUACAGCGAACUCAUUAACUUGGAUCUACAGUAAUAAUUUGGUAUUUGAACAUGAAUUUCAAAGAAUUUCUAGCACGAAGAAACAUACAACUGAGAACAAAUCUGUUUUUCGUAGAAUAAAAAGCGACCUGAACAUGUGUAUGGAGCCAAUAGUGUAUAAACCUCUCAUCAUAUUACUGAUCAUAUUCAUUUUCCAACAACUGUCUGGCGCAUAUGCUAUUGUCUUUUAUGCUGUAGAUCUAUUUCGUGAAAUCGGAGGUCGUUUUCGAAAUAGUCUGAACGAAUAUGUAGCAUUGGCUGUUUUGGGAACAAUAAGAUUUGUAAUGUCUAUCAUAUCAGCCCUGAUUUCAAAGAAAGUGGGAAGGAGACCUCUGAUGUUCAUAUCUGCCCUAGGAAUGAGUGUUACAAGUCUAGUAGCUGGCUUGUACAUGUGCUUGACGUUGGUGCCAAAGGACGUCUAUGAAGAAAUGAAUAUUACAAAAGAUCUUUCCCAUAAAAACGUAACUUUGUAUUGCAUAUUAGGUUAUGUAUGUUUUAGUUCACUGGGAUAUUUCGUGAUUCCUUGGACUUUAAUCGGGGAAUUGCUCCCAGUGAAAGCUAGGGGAAAGUUAGGGGGUUUAAUUGUGUCACUAGCUUAUGUUAUGAUGUUCGUGAUGCUCAAAAUAUUUCCAUUUUUGUUAGAUAUUAUUAGUCUAGAUUAUUUAUUCUAUAUUAUGUCCGUCAUUAAUUUGUUCGGAUUUGCAUUUUUGUAUAUAUUUUUGCCAGAAACGUUGGGAAAAACGUUUUCUGACAUAGAAAAAUUCUUCACUAGAGAUUAAAGAAAUAGUUACGUUUAA